Molecule: messenger RNA, 2106 nt
Organism: Beauveria bassiana ARSEF 2860
Lineage: Eukaryota; Fungi; Ascomycota; Sordariomycetes; Hypocreales; Cordycipitaceae
Product: fungal specific transcription factor
Exons: 3
Coding region: 1-2106 (701 amino acids)
Biological process (GO): DNA-templated transcription; regulation of DNA-templated transcription
Molecular function (GO): zinc ion binding; DNA-binding transcription factor activity, RNA polymerase II-specific; DNA binding
Source: RefSeq, a predicted model, not a curated record
AUGCAGAUCGACGGUGAGCGACGGCCCUCUCAGAGGCUGCCCGUCAACCCUCGCCGCCAUAAAGUAGCCCCCGAGCAGCGCAAACGCGUCGCCAAAGCCUGCAAUGUUCGUCGCAUAAAGUGCUCCGGCGAGAGGCCCUGCGCCUCAUGCGCCUCAGCCAAUCGCGAGUGCGUAUAUCCUGCGCCCAUAGAAAAAGUCUCCGUCUCCAAAUCAGAACUCGACGACCUCAAGAAAAAGGUUGAGCUUUACGAAAAGGCCUUGCAGGAUGCCCUCCCAGACCCUGUCAAACGACAUGAACUGCUUCAGCAUGCUGCUGGCAGCCCGCCGUCGGCCACUUCGCCAAUCCACAGCCCAUUCUCCGCCAGCAACCAUUUUGCCCCGAGUGUCUCCGGCCAGAGCACCCUGAUCAAACCCGAGCCAAUAGACGACGACCACACGACCGGUCGACUCCUGCAUGACGCCGACGGCACCGCCCGUUUCCAUGGUGAGACCAGCGGCGCCACCUUCUUGGAUCAUCUCAAGGAGCUUAUUGGUGCCGUCCUGCCCCUCGCACAGCAUCAGCAGCCCGCUCCUCACGAUGGAAGCGCCUUCUUGUCCUCUCUGGGCAAGUGUCAUACCGAUGACUCUCGUCCACUCGAUGAAAAAGAUGUAAAUCCGUUAUUGCUCCCGCCCCUAGCAUCCAUGGUCUCCAUGCUUUCUGAAGUCAGAUUCGUCGUCCAGGACGGCAACGGCUCAUGGCCGAGCGGCGGCAUCUACUGGUUCGGCGACCUAGCUCAACCGCCACAACCCCCAGUCCUGCCUCCAAAUCAAGCCUCUUUCGAUCCCGACGCAUAUCGCUCACUGGCUUUUCCCCAUGCUGCAUUUGCCGUCGCCGCACAUAGCACCUGCCCCUGGCCACCCAUAAACGAGUCAGAAGACAUCAAAUUUAGCGACUCAUUCUUCGCGCGAGCCUCUAUGCUACUACGGAACCCGCUCGAUAUUGGGCGUUGUUCCAUUCAGGACGUCUCCGCGUUUGCACUCAUGGCAUAUCACCUGGUAGAGGUUUGCAAACGCGACUCUGCCUACAUGCACAUUGCUGCUGCGUCUCAUUUGUGCAUCAUGCUUGGGGCGCACCGUGGCUGGGUAGAUGAGAAAGGCAAGCGCAUUUUCUGGACUGUUUACAUCUUAGAUAGAUGGCUCAGCUGUCUUAUGGGUCGUCCGCCCGUCAUUGCCGACGAUGCCAUUCGUAUCCCUCUUCCCUCUGAUGCCGCUGGUAUGCCGCCAGCAGCCGGCUUACGCGCCCACGUCGAACUCUCACGCAUUUCCGGUUACGUCGUUUGCAACACCUAUCGCAUAGCUCCUUGGGACUCUGUCAACGGCUCCGGCGACUCGUCACAGAGUCCUGGAAAGGUUAUGUGGAUGCUGGAGCAAUGGAAAAGCACUCUGCCCUUGCGCCUGCAACUUUCACCAGACGGUUUGAGCAAUGACCCAGCUUGCGUCAUGCUGCACAUGCGAUAUAACCAGCUGAUUAUUGUCGCUACUCGCCCACUUUUCUUCAUUGCGGUGAAGAAGUCGGUCGCGGAGCGCCUCAUGCCCCAGGGCAGCUCCAAGGAGUACAACAUACAGCUCGCUCAUCUUAGGAUGUGCAUCGACGCCGCGAGUAACAACAUCAAACUUGCCCGUCACUUCAUGACGAUCAACCGCCACCCGAAGCCGCUCCACGCUAUGCUGCACUAUUGUUUCAGCGCAUCCGUGUGCCUGAUCCUGGAAAGCCUCGUGUACCCGCAGCAAAGCGCCACCCCAGACCAGAACGCCAGCCGCAGCGCCGACAUUCAGUUUGCCCUCGACAUCCUCCAGGGCUGCGAACGCCUCAAGAGCGAUCCGAGCGACAAGUCGUGCACCGAAACGCUGCAUGACUUGCAGAUGCUGGUAGCCAGACUGACGACGCCCGUCCACCUCGACCCUCAAAUUGGCAACCCCCACUUGCAGGCGCUGGGACUUACCAACAGCUUCCCACAGCCGCCGCCGCCGCCGCCGAUGCCGAUUGAAUCGGAGCCUGCUUUGUACAAUGAGCUGGUCAAUUGGAUGGACGACGACUGGUUCAUGUACGGCACAUACAUGGACUAA